UGGGACCUGGUGUGCGGCCGGCGGCAGCUGCGCCAGUUGGCCCAGUCCAUCUACAUGGCCGGGGUGCUGGCGGGYGCCCUCGUGCUGGGCGGCCUCUCCGACAGGUUCGGGCGCAAGGCCCUGCUCCUGUGGUCCUACCUGCAGCUGGGGGUGACGGGCACCUGCGCGGCCUUCGCGCCCAGCUACGCGGCCUACUGCGCCCUGCGCUUCGCCAGCGGCAUGGCGCUCUCGGGCUUCGGCCUCAGCGUCGCCUGCCUCGUGGUCGAGUGGAUCCCCACGGCCUACCGGGCCGUCACGGUGGCCACCACGGGCUUCGCCUACACGCUGGGCCAGAUCCUGCUGGCGGGCGUGGCCUACGCGCUGCCCCACUGGCGCCACCUCCAGCUCGCCGUCUCCGCACCCUUCUUCUUCUUCCUGCUCUACUCCUGUUCCUCGGGCCUCCGCGCCGCCAUGCGCAGCGAGCUGGCCUCGACCAAGGCCUCGUACAGCGCCGGGGACCUGGUCCGCACGCCGGCCGUGCGGCGCAUCUUCCUCUGCCUCUCGGUCGCCUGGUUCUCCAUCAGCUUCUCCUACUACGGGCUGGCCAUGGACCUGCAGAACUUCGGCGUCAGCAUCCACCUCAUCCAGGUGAUCUUCGGCGCCGUGGACUUCCCGGCCAAGGUGCUGGUGACGGUGGCGCUGAGCUACGCGGGGCGGCGCGCGGCGCUCGUGGCCUCGCUGCUCUGCGCCGGGCUCGUCAUCAUCGCCAACAUCUUCGUCAGCACAGGUUGGACGGGGGGCGGAGG
Nothoprocta perdicaria is the source of this 785-nucleotide messenger RNA. Its product is annotated as solute carrier family 22 member 6-A-like. Gene Ontology annotation, cellular component: membrane. The transcript is spliced from 6 exons. Gene Ontology annotation, molecular function: transmembrane transporter activity. The annotation marks the transcript as partial. The record is from RefSeq and is a predicted model, not a curated record. Gene Ontology annotation, biological process: transmembrane transport. Lineage: Eukaryota; Metazoa; Chordata; Aves; Tinamiformes; Tinamidae.